Molecule: messenger RNA, 5957 nt
Organism: Malus domestica (apple)
Lineage: Eukaryota; Viridiplantae; Streptophyta; Magnoliopsida; Rosales; Rosaceae
Product: helicase protein MOM1-like
Biological process (GO): heterochromatin formation
Molecular function (GO): ATP-dependent chromatin remodeler activity; ATP binding
Source: RefSeq, a predicted model, not a curated record
UCUCCCGUUUGGCACCAUCUAUGAAUGUUGUGGUUUACAGUGGAAAUAAAGAUUUACGUAGAAGUAUUAGGUCAAUAGAGUUUGAUGAGGCUGGUGGCAUUUUUCAAGUACUUGUUACUCACCAGAGGCUAUUAUUGAGGAUAAAAAUAUAUUCGAACACAUACGAUGGGAAACUAUCAUAAUUGAUGCGUGCCACCACCCUACUAUCUCUACACAGUUGGUGCAGAUGAAGAUGCUACGUACCCGUAAGUGGCUUCUCCUGGUCAGUGGAGUACUUAAGAAGAGCAGGGCUGAGUACCUCUGUUUGUUGUGUCUCCUUGAUUCUGAAAGCAAUUCACAAACUGGUGAUCACUUCCUAAGCAGUUGCAGUGAUAUUAUUGUUAAAUUAAAGGACAGGCUUUCAAGGUAUAUUUCUAAUGGAUGCGAACCUGACUCUCCCAGGUUUAGGGAGUAUUGGGUUCCUGUACAGAUAUCAACUGUCCAGCUAGAGCAGUACUGUGAAAAUUUACUGUCAAACUCCACAUUAGUUCUCUCAUUGGCAAAGAACGAUCGUGUUGGAGCAGAUAUAACUUUAUCAAAAAAAGCACUCUAUGAUGCAACUCUAGCUGCUCGGAAGUGCUGUGAUCACCCCUACAUUGUGCACCCACCCUUACAAGCCUUGCUUACUAAAGACCUUCAAGCAGUUGAGUAUUUGGAUGUAGGGAUCAAAGCAAGUGGCAAGCUUCAGCUUCUUGACAUGAUGCUUAAGGAGAUAAAGAAUCGAAAUUUAAGAGUACUUAUCCUGUUCCAGUCAAUUGGUGGUUCAGGAAAAGCUUUUUCUCUGGGAGAUAUUUUGGAUGAUUUUCUGCGUCUAAGAUAUGGUGAAAAUUCCUAUGAGCGCGUCGAAUGUGGUGUCCUUCGUUCUAAGAAAGAUGCUGCUAUGAACAUGUUCAACAAUAAGGAGUUUGGUAGAUUUGUGUUCUUACUGGAGGCUCGUGCCUGUCUCCCCAACAUCAAACUGUCAUCAGUUGAUAUUGUCAUCAUAUUUGGUAGUGACUGGAUUCCACAUAAUGAUAUAAAAGCCCUGCAAAAGAUAUCACUUGAUUCCCAGUUUGAACGUAUAAAAGUAUUUCGCUUAUAUUCAACUUGUACGGUGGAGGAGAAAGUUCUAGUUUGUGCAAAACAAGGGAAGAUUCUUGAUAGUGACAUACAGAAUGUGAGCAGUAGUAUGCUUCUAUGGGGGGCACCUUAUCAACUUGAUAAACUAGAUGAGUUCCAUGGCUGCAACACCCCAGCACCUACUAGAAAUAUCUUGUCUGAAGAAUCACUUCUGAAAGAUGUUGUCCAGGAGUUCUUCUCCAUACUUCCUCAGGAUGGCGAGAACAGUGGCUCAUGUAAUUACUCUAAGAUUUUAAGAGUUCAACAAACUGGAGGAGCAUACAGUUUGGAGGUUCCGUUGCUUAGUGAGAUGAAAAAUGAAUAUACUGGUGAAGGACAGCCUCUUAGUUUUUGGACAAAACUGUUGGAAGCAAAGCAUCCUCAGUGGAAAUAUUGUUCUGGUUUGUCUCAGAGGAAUCGGAAACGAGUACAACCUUUUGAUGAGUUACUGAAGAAACCAGAAAUUGUAAAAAAACGCGGGAAGGUGGUAAAUGGUAAUGAUGAUGCACCCUCUCCGAAGCCUGGAUCAGAGGUGAAAUCAGUUCCUGGAUGCAAGGAAGGAAUUUCUGGGGCUGCGGCAGAUAAUUUGCUUCAUUCUUUUCACCGGUCAACUGCCUGUGCAAAUAAAGUAACUGAUGCAAUUCGUGAUUCCACUUCAGAUAAUGUGAAUAAUCCGGAACGUAACAUGCUCGAGUCUGAGGAGAGAAGAAAAUUGUGUGAUGCCCAGAAAAGUCUCCAUGAACUUCUGAAGCCAGAUAUAUUAAGACUAUGUGGAAUCUUACAAGUCUCAGAUGCUGUCAAGGUUAUGGCCGAACUAUUUCUGGAAUAUGUAAUGAGUAAUCACCAUGUUAAUAGAGAACCAGCGACAAUUUUGCAGGCAUUUCAGAUAUCUCUGUGUUGGCUUGCAGCUUCAUUUCUGAGGCAAAAAGUUGACCACAAAGAAUCUCUUGCACUUGCAAAGCAGCAUCUUAACUUCAAUUGCAAAAAGGAGGAGGCAGAGUAUGUUUAUUCGAUGUUGUGGUGUCUGAAAAGAACAUUUUUACACAGUAUAGGGGCUUUUAAGGCUGUGGAAUCUCCAAAGUUUUCUAAUUUAUCAAGUAAAGAUGUUUUGAAGAAUUCAGAUGCAAAGGCUUCACAGCCAAUAACUUCUAACUUGCAGCAUGUCAAAUCAGACAUUAAAGACUUACCACCAAGUCAAGAAUAUUUUGCACAAGAAGAUGUCUCAAAAAGUAUUAAAGGAAUUCAGAAAACGCUCCAGAAGAAGAUGAAAAAACUUAUUGAGAAGCAAAGCAAAGAUAAUAGUGAAGUUUUGAGAACUUAUGAGGAAGAAAAGGGGCGUCUAGAAAGAGAGCUUAAAGCAGAGACAAUUGUUAUUCGAUCUUGUUUUCAGAAUAGUACAUCAAUGAGGACAGAUAAGCUUAAGAUGUUGGAAAAGAAAAUAGAAGAAAAUAACAACCAGCAUGACCUACGUCUUGAGCAUCUUGAGGCCUCACAGUUGGAAGCAAGGACUAAAUUGAGGGAGAUGGGGAAACGAUGGGUAGAGGAAGUACAAGCCUGGGCUCGUGCUGAAUUGUUGGAUAGAUCACCCUCAAAUACACUUAAGCCUUGGUUGGAAUGCUCAAGAACUAGUGACUGUCAAAGUAGUGAAGAUCAUGAAGAUUUUGCCACUUUUAGAGUACAUGACUUUGACAGUAUUGUGCAUAGUGGGACAGGAGGAAUUAAAAGACCAUCUCCAACUCCAGAAAGUGUUCCUGCUGAAGCUGUAGCACAUACUGUCCCCAUUAGAACUGAGGAGACCCCUGCUAGGCCACUUGGUGCGUUAGAUAUGACUUCUGUGGCAGCUUCAUGUACUGAUUUCAUGGGUAAAACUAAAAACAAAGCUGAAAGUUCAAGUGAUGUUCAAGAGAGUGUGGUAUCGGUGAAUCCUUGUGCCAAAGCGCAAAUUACUGAUGGAGGUGCUGCAGGUAAUGGGGAGCUGGAUGUUCCAGAAGUUGCCAGUUCUACUGAUGGCUUUCAGAAAGUUGUCACCUCCAGUCUUCCAUUUCAAGAACGGAUACCCAGUGCAGACAGAUCACCCAUAUAUCAUGGGGAGGUCAGACUGGAUGUACCCAGAGCAGUCUGUUCAACUGAUAGUCCACGCCAACCACAUCCCUCAAAUCUGCCUUCUGAUGGGGCUGCAUUAAACAUGCCUGACAAAGAGGCUCCAUUGGGAUUGCCUGAGACUGCCUGUUCGAGUCAUAGCUUGCAAAACGUCAUUUCUGUGAGGGAACCUUCACCGGAAGAAAACCACGUAGCGAAGCGAACCAUGCCAGAUAAAGAGGUUGAAUCAGAAGUGUUUGAGACUGUCAGUUUGAAUGAUGCACUAGGGAAUCUUGUCUCUGUGGAUCUACUGGCUGGAGGACAGAUGCUUGAAAAAGUGACAGAACAUGAGACUGUCAGUUCCAGUCAUGAUUUGCAUGACGUUUCUGUGAACCCACCUCCAUCUGAAGGACGAAUCCAUAAAGUGAUGGUAACCAUACCAGAUAAAGAGGUCGAUUCGGGAGUGCUUGAGACUAGCAGUUCCAGUGAUAGACUGGAAUAUUGUGUCUCUGUGAAUCCACUUUCAUCUGAAGAAGAAAUCCCUGAAAAAUCAACAGAAUAUGAGCCUGUCAGUUCAAGUCAUGGUCUCCACAAUGUUCCGCCUGUGUCACCUACCUCUGAAGAACAAAUCCAUGAAGUGACAGUACACAUGCCAACUAAAGAGGUUGAUUUGUCAGUGCUGCAGACUGUCAGUUCAGAUGAUGGGCAAGGGAAUCUUGCUUCUCUGGUUCCACCUUCAUCUGAUGAACAAAUCUGUGAAAAACCUACUGAAAAAGAAACCAGUGAAGUGGAUCUUAUAGCGUCUGGUAGUGCACCAGGGGCUUACCAGCAGAAUGGAGUUGAUACUAUGACCAAUGGAAGCUCUGAUCAGGAAAUGCCCCUGGUAAAUUCACCUGGAGUGCAUCCUGUGGCCUUGGUUCCUGGUGGUUCAGCGACACUAGAUCAGGCAUACCAAGACAAAGGUACUCUGAUAGAAACAUCUGAUGCAGAGCAAGAAGAUGCAGAAGCCAGCAAACAGUCGAAUACUUGCCAACAAGUUGAAAAUACAGCACCCGAAUCUGCUCCGACUGUAGCAUCCAAUUUGUCUAAUCGUGAAUUGCCAGACAUUGAGACUGUAGUGCAACAGCCAUCCUAUAAUACACCUGAUAAUAGUGCUCCUGAGUUAUCUUCAGCUGGUGGAGUCGAAAUUCGACCUAGCGAAUACCGUACCUCUAACCAAGUUUCUCAUGCUUCAAUGCAUUUUGUUGAGAACAUUUCUGAUCUUUCAAAUCAAACUGUUUUGCGGCCUGUCACAUCCUCUACUAGUGAAUUUGAACUGUCAUUUUCAGACACAAGUGCUGCACCUGUUACAUCUGCAUUUAAUAGUCUUCCUAUAAAUGCUGCACCCCAGGGGGGAUCUCAAGCACCACUGCCUUCAUACACUGACCCACUUCAAUAUGAAUUGGAAAGAUUGAAUAAACAAACAGAUCAUAUGCUUAAGUCUCAUGAAGAUGCGAAGCUACGACUGAAGGGUGAUUGCGACAAGGAAAUAGAGGAGGCUGUUGCUGAAAUUCAACGAAAAUAUGAACUUAGAUCUCAGGAGGUUGAGGCUGAAUUUCUCCUUAAAAAGAAGGAAUUGGAUUCGAUACACCACAAAGUUUUAAUGAACAAGAUUUUGGCUGAGGCUUUCCGGUCUAAAUGCAUGGAUCUUCGGGCAUCAGGUGCAUCUGGAGUGCAGCAAGAUGGGAAUUCCAGUUUCACUCAGCAGCUGGUUCAGCUAUCUAUGCAUGAUACACAAAGAAAUUCUCCAGUUGCUGGUUCAUCCUUGGCCAGCACUCCGGCAGCUAACCUGCAGACUUCAACUGCCCCCUUACCCAGCCCACCUGCACCUGCACCUGCGACAAAUCCACUUUAUAUAGCUCCACCUCAGCAGACUGUUCCUCUUUCAACUUCUCCUAUUCCAAGCAUCCCAGCAAGACUGCCGCACAUCAGUUCCAUCUCCUCCACAGGAAACUCCCAAGGUGGAGGUACGAUUCGUGCCCCAGCUCCACAUCUCCAACCAUUUAGACCUUCAACGUCCAUGUCUAAUCAACAGUCACAUAGCAACUCCCCUGCAACACCUCCCUCACUUCCUCAUAUUCCACGUUCUCCAGCCCCCGGACAGCCAUCUGUUCCUCAUAAUAGGGCCCAUCAGCCUAAAAAUCCAGGGGAUCUGUCAGCUCUUCGUAGUUUAUCUGCUUUGGGGUUGCUUAUGAAUAUGAACUCUCGGUCUGGUGCAAGUCCACCAGGUAGUUCGCCCUCACUCCCAAAUUUGGUCCCAAACCGUGACCUGUCGAACCUUUCUAAUCCUCCCGUUACAGGAAGUGCUCGUGUGAACCCAGUAAAUACAGGUGGACCCACUGACAUAGUUUGUUUAUCAGAUGAUGACUAACCAGUUCCUAUUUUUUUAGAAACUCAUUUUACCAUGUCUCUUUUCUCCUCUGGGUUAUGCACGGGGGUUGUGACUUUUGACAUGCCCUAGGCAGAGGCAGGUGUGUCGUAAUGCUGUCCUUGCUGCUACGAGUUCAUAGCUGUACAUCUUGAGAUGCCUGGUGUUCUAACGAUGGUGAUGUAAAAUCAAACUGUGUAGUUAGUUCGUACUCUGUUUCGCUGCAGCGUAAAUUGGUGCCAAGGGCCAAAUGAGUUUGUACAACGUUGUCGACAAAAGUAUUACAUUUUUUUACAUCUCACCUUAGUUGAUUAGCAUGCUUAUUUCCUGAAUC